AUGAAUUUAUCAAUUUUGAAAUUCGAUUUUUGGGGUUCCACGGUUUUACGGGUAGUGGUACCUCAAAUGCUCAUAAUUAUAUUACUUAUUGCAUAUGUUUUGUUCGGUUCAGCAAUGUUUGUCAUUUUGGAUGACAAUUUAGCCAAGGAAAAUUUCACAGAUAUUAUUCUAUUUUCAUUUACUACUAUUGCUACGAUAGGUUAUGGCAAUAUUACACCAUCAACGCCAUGGGCGCAAUUGUUCUGUAUAGCAUUUUCAAUAUUUGGCAUUCCAAUGACUUUGCUAACAUUAGCGAAUCUUGGAAAAUAUCUAACAAAAAGUUAUUGGAUGGCAUUAGUUUGCCUUGGUAAGGAAAUGCGCUGGCGACCAUGUGAGAAUGCAAAGAUGCCAUUACCGACAAUUAUCAUUCUAUUCCUGAUAACAUUUGCAUUUGGUUCGAUACUGUUCUAUCAAAAAGGAAGAGGCUUUUCGAUGGAUGACGUAUAUUUCAGUAUUAUCAGUUUUGCUACCGUUGGAUUCGGUGAUAAAUUUCCAACAGCAGAUGAUCCAUUACGCUUAAUUGCUAUGGUUUGUUAUUUGGUAUGGGGAAUGAUUCUGAUGACAACAACAUUUUCUAUCGUAAGUAGCUAUUUGAGAACGAUUCACUACUUGGGACGAAAGUUACGUGGAGCCCGUGAUGUGCACGUUUGGUUUGGUGGUAAAAGUAUGAAAGUAUCGAAACUACUUGAAAUUGUUGCAGCUGAAUUAAAUGCAUCACCUCGACAGCUGAAGAGUGUACUGAGAGAUCUCGAUAGCUUGAUAUCAACAGCUGUUGAGGAAAAUCAACUAUUAUCAAGGCGAUCAUCUUUUCUGCUUAAAGGUCGCUGUUCCGUGAAAAAGCGCAUUGGUUAUUCCUUACAGGGUAUUAACGAACGAAAAUCUCGUUAUGAUCGUCUGACAAUUGGGUCGCUUGAAACAGUACAAGAAGAUGGCAUAUUACUCCAUGAAAAAUUCAUCAAGGAACGACGAAAGAUUGAUAGGCAUCACUCGAUCGACUUAGGUGAACUAAGUAGGCGAACUAUUGUAAAAUUUGAAGUAUGA
Messenger RNA from Brugia malayi, 1080 nucleotides. RefSeq lists its product as uncharacterized. Gene Ontology annotation, molecular function: potassium ion leak channel activity. Lineage: Eukaryota; Metazoa; Nematoda; Chromadorea; Rhabditida; Onchocercidae. The record is from RefSeq and is a predicted model, not a curated record. Gene Ontology annotation, cellular component: membrane. Gene Ontology annotation, biological process: potassium ion transmembrane transport; stabilization of membrane potential. The transcript has 9 exons. Bases 1 to 1080 code for a protein of 359 amino acids.